Ostrea edulis (European flat oyster) is the source of this 7472-nucleotide messenger RNA. RefSeq lists its product as uncharacterized. Gene Ontology annotation, cellular component: cytoplasm; nucleus. Gene Ontology annotation, biological process: negative regulation of transcription by RNA polymerase II; entrainment of circadian clock by photoperiod; circadian regulation of gene expression. Gene Ontology annotation, molecular function: transcription corepressor binding; transcription cis-regulatory region binding. The transcript is spliced from 23 exons. Bases 876 to 4868 code for a protein of 1330 amino acids. Lineage: Eukaryota; Metazoa; Mollusca; Bivalvia; Ostreida; Ostreidae. The record is from RefSeq and is a predicted model, not a curated record.
UUUUUUUUUUUUUUGAAAAGGGAGUUGUAGAAUUUUUUUUAAAAAUUAGCAUAAACCCAGGAAUUAUUAAGUUACGUGUGGAUUUUUAAAAAAAUGUUCUUGUGCUAAAAUAUUAAUGUAGUGACAUAUUUUGACAAAAAUGAGCCAUUUUAUGCGUAUAUAAUAUCUUGGAAUAGUAAAAUACAACCCAAACAACUUUAGACAAGGUGUAAACUUACCAGUGUCUAUAUAUGUAUGUAGGCCUAGACAUAAAUAAUUGCGCUUUGUUAGCUAUAUUAUUUCUCUAGUUUUUAUUUUUUUUUAAUUUUGGAAUACGUCUCAAUCCCUGAAGCAUCUGGUGCAAAUCAAUAUAAAAAUCAUCUCCCAUCAAUACUUUCAGUACUUUGAUAUAUUUUGGUGGUCAUUUUGAUAUUAAUUUCGUGGGAACGAAUUUUAUUUCGUGGGAAUAAAUUCUUUAAAAAAAAAAAAUGUCUUCCAACUGUUCUAAACCAGCCUUACAUAACUUUUUGUAAAUGUCAAAAUAACAGAAAUUACACAGCUUUAGAAGAAGAAAAUCAAUAAUGAUAGGUUAACUAAAACCUAUAAACAAACCUAGCACGAACAGCCAAUGAAAUCGCGAGAUUCUUAUUUCACGUUGCGACACACGUUUUUUCCAUAAUGAUCAGAACGAAACGGAUAUUUUUCGAUGUAAGUCGGGAAAUAUUUGUUAGAGUUAAUUUAGUGAUUCUUUGUGAUUGAUAGUUGAUAAAAGAUUGUUCGCUCGAGGAUUUUUCAAACUUACGUUAUUGAUCAGGAGUUAGAUCUACGUACUGUCCCUAGGCGAGUGUCACUGAAGAGCACAACGAUGUUUUUUGAUAAUUGGAACUGUGAUUGAUAUGGAGGAUUGUUUUACCACUGAUUCUACCUAUGGAUCUCUAACUGGAAUGCAAUACAGUAGCAGCAGUUUCAGUAUGUCCCUUAGUGGCAGUGACACCUUUGAGGAUCACCCCUCUACCAGUGGCUGCAGUAGUGACAUGACACAUAAAGACAAACGUAAAGCUCGAGUCAAACAGUAUCUGCGGCAGCUGAAAGCUAUGGUGCCACCAAAAUCUGGAAGGAGGGGGAAAAUGGGGACUCUAGGUGCCCUACAGCAUGUGAUCGGGAGUCUCCAAAAGAUCCAAGAGGAUAAAGACAAAAGUAAUUUUGGCAAUUGUGAUGAGCUAAUGGCAGAAUUAGACAAUUCUGUCUUUGACAAAGAUAAUCAACUCAGUACAAAAGUUCUUAAGUCAGAGGAUGCAGUGCAGAUUGUACUAACAGUGAAUGAAUUCAAAGUCCUCAAGGUGUCAGAAAACAUCACCCAUGUGUUUGGAUAUCCAGCAAACAGCUGGAUCAAUAGAAGUAUUUCUCAUUUUGUCCACAAGAAAGACAUAGUGACUAUUAACAGCAGUCUGAAUGUAGACUCUGAAGAACAAGUACAACUGACUGAUCAUGAAGGUUCUGUGAAGAGCAGACAGUCAGAACAAGAGAAAUCCUUUCAAGUCAGAAAAAAAUUCUUCUUCAGAAUAAGGAACUACAAGGGUUUACAGCAGACAGGAUUCAGUUUAGUCAGGCCAGAUAGGUUUACCACAGUGCAGGCCAGUAUAGUAGUCAGCUUUGGACAGAAUGGUAGCAUUACAGAGUCCUUACCCUCCUCACCAACAUCAGGGGACACAGAAAGGACGGGAAGAAAGUGUAUCUACUUGGAAUGUGUCCCACUACAAUCACUUUAUAAUGUGGAAAAUGUACAGUUGGAAAACCAGACCUUUUAUUUGAGGCACACCAUGUACUGUAGUUACAGUUGUAUGCAUCCAAAUGCCAUUCCAUUGUUGGGGUACCUGCCACAAGACAUGAAUGGAAUGUCAAUAUUUGAUUUCUAUCACAAGGAUGACACUGAGACAUUGUACAAUAUAUAUAGAGAAAUUGUAGCACAUAAAGGAGCCACGUUUAAGAGUAAACCAAUACGCCUGAGAACAAGAAAUGGAGACUGGCUGACUGUGGAGACCGAGUGGUCCAGCUUUGCUAAUCCUUGGUCACACAGACUGGAGUUUAUCAUUGGUCAGCAUAAAGUGCUCAAACCACCAGCUGAUGGCAAUGUGUUCAGUGAAUCGAAUCGUCCUUUGAUUAUACCAGAACUAAGUGACCACCAGCAAAAUUUGCAACAUAAGAUUAGACAAAUGCUAUUACAGCCUGUAAAUGAGAAGAGCACGCCGAGUCUUCAAUCUAGAAUUCAUUCUUAUGACCAAGUAAUUUCAGAAGAACUAGAGAAAGCAAAAAAGAAAACCAAACAACAAACAGAAACAUAUGAAGACAGGAAUGCUGAAGUAUCUGAAUCUCUGCAAUCCACAGAAUCACAAAGAAUCGGUUGCCAUACCUUUUCUCAACAUGAAACAUGUGUGGCAUAUGAACAGCUGAAUUAUGCCAAUAAUAUAAAAAGAUACUUGAUGAGUCAGCAAAAAUCUUAUUCUUCAUCUUCAGAGAAGAAGGCAACAACAUCAGAGGAGGAAACGGACACACCUUGUACGAUUUCAACAACUACUGCAGAACCGACUGACUCAGAAUUUGAAGUUGACAUCUCUGUUCCAAAACCACCAAGCUUUGGCAGUAGCACAAAGGUGCUUCUGUCUGAGCAAGAACAGAGAGAAGAUAUAGCUAACAGUCCUACACAUCAAAUAGAGGAUAACACUGAAGAUGCUACUGCUUUUCCAGCAGUUGUUGUACAUCAACCGACCCUACCCACUUCUACUGGGGGAAGCCCUGACACUGUAAAAUUGUUGACACUGACCCAGGAUGCCUUGUUACGACACACAAAACGACAGGAAGAUCUCUUUGUGGCACAUGCUGAACAAGAGAGAUCCCCUAUCAUUCUGAAAUCUAAAGGGGGUGUUGUACUGCAAGAAAGAAAGAGAAGCCAUUCACCAGACAGGGAGAAGGGAUUGUACAGACCUAGCAAAGCCUCCAGGGGUAUCAGCAAUAUUCUUGUGCCACCAUUUCCUCUACCAGGUAUAGGGUAUACACAUUACAGACAGAGUAACAUUCCCAAAGGACAAGCAAGUCCCAGGUUUACACAGUCCUACAAGGAUAGGAACAUGAAUGGUGACCAGUAUACAUUGUCAUCGCCAGUAUGUAUCACCAAACCAUCACAGAGCAACAUGGGAAGUAGGGUGUCUCCGGCACCAGGAAAUGUAAUGUGGCCAUACUAUCCACAGACAGGAACAGGGGCAUCAUUUUAUCCUCAAGUGAUGGGAGGGUUUUAUCAGGAACCCAAUAGUACCACAGCCACUCUCAGUCUCAGUGUCCCUGGAACCAAGUCAGCUGUCAACACCAGUGGUACUACACUGAGGGGGACUGGUGGACAUAAUCUGCAGGUGUUACAGGGGCAUUGCCAAGGCCCUUUCCAUUUACCCACCAUCCCCACCUCCUCCAUCUGCUCUUCUGACAUGUCCAUCUACCACACGGACAGUGGCUCGUCCUACCUCUAUCUGUUGGACUCGGAUGACCAGAAUAGCUCGGGACAAGAGGUGGAGACCAAAAAUAAAAUUACUAAUAGUACUAAGCGGCAGUUGCAACCACCGUGGCUGGAAAAUCUUUGUUGGGGAAAGAAAAUGGCCAUGAAUUACCAAAUCCCUAAAAGGAAGAAAAAUCGGGUGUUAGAUUCUGAUAAAGCCUUCCUUGCAAAGUGUGAGGUUCCAAGUGCCCUUCUACAACAGAUGAUGGAUCUGCAGAGUGAUAUUGAUUUUGAUCAGGGAUCCCCUCCUGUUGAUGAGGAGUGUGAUUAUCUGUUCUAUUUGGAUGAUGAUGACAGUGAACAGUCAUUUAACAGUGACGGAAAAUUAAUCCCCCUACAGGAUAUACAUGAAUCUUUGUCUCGAUGUGAAAAUCACCAACAUGGUGUUGGGUGCUGUAUAGACUCCUGGAAGAAACCUAAACAAAGACCAAACACUGCUCUCAAAAGAAGUCCCAGAUUGAAACUGCUGGAAACACUGGAAGAAUCUAGUGACCAAAAUAUGGGUGUUCCAUUGGAUUCAGAAAAGACUCCAUUGCAGGAUGAUCGAGUUUCUUCAGAACAGGAAGAUGGAAUGGACUGUCAAACCUCUUUAGGAAGUCAAACAACUCCAGGAAGUCUAAUGCAUGUGGAUACACAAGAGCCUGUAGAUACUCAAGGACCUUUAGAUUCAUUUACAAUGGAUGUUGAAUCCAAUUCUUCUAAAUCAUCGAGUGACAUGACACCUAGUGAAGAAAGAAGUAGUGGUGAGGGUGGAAGCUCUCUGAAAGAAUCGGAUGCUAUAUCAUCUAAAGGAUCACUUGAUGAGGACAAAGACUCCUCCGAGUCGGAGGUUGAUAUGUGCAGUAGCACACAGAAAGACAGCUAUCACCAGUUCUUUGUUGUUGCUCCUAUUUUCUUUGUGAAUAAUUCUAAGACACCAUCCUGGUGUAUGGAUUGUGACAUGACUUCGAUUAUGGAAAUGAAAUAUACAAUGAUAGCAAAGGAGACUGAUAAAUGCCUGGAGGAGGACAGGCGACACAUCAGAAAUGUCGUCCAACCAGAUCUAGUCAAAAAACAAAUGGGCUUCAUGAUAGAGGAAUUGAAGUUGAGCCUAGAAUCUACAGAAAAAAAUUAUACUGAAUCAAAAAAAGCUGUGACUGGUAGUAAAGAAAGUGAGUGUUUUAUUGACACCUGUUCCGUAAGGAAACCAAUGUCUCAACAACAUUGCAAAGCCGGACAGUUGUUGACUGAUGAUGUGUUUGAUAGCUUGUUUGUGACAAUGUUUACUGAGGAUUUAGUGGCCAGUCAGAGACAAAAAUCACCAGAUAUAGAGGAUGUUUCCCACACACUGGAGGAAGUGGAUUAAGUUGUUUUUGAUUUAAAAAUUACAUGUUUUACUUCUGUGUAAUGAAUUGUGCCACAUAAACAUUUCUGUAUGUGAAUAGAAAUCAUGGAAAACAUACCACCCUUUCUUGUUUGUACGAAUUGUUGAAUGACAGUAAAGGGACAAAUUCAUUUGUCCUUUUAGAACUCGAAUAGAAAAUCAGAUUUUGCUGUAAUGUGAUAAAAUUUACUUUCGUAUAAAAGAAUUGUAAAUUACCAAGGCCUAGAUAUAAAUAUUGUUUGUUUGCCCUUUUCUGACUUGAAUUAUUAACAAUGAGCAGAUGGGAAUUUUAUAUUUUUUCUUUUAACUUUAAAUUCAGAUGUGAAUCAUUAGAUAUUAAAAAUUGUGUGAGUCUCUUGAAGUUGAAAAAAAUAAUUUCAAAUUAGUUUUGAAAAUUUUAUUUGAUGGUCAUCAAAACACAAAGAGAAAAUUAUCAAGAAAUUGUCAAUAUAUUUGUUAGAAUAGUGUUAAAACUUUUAAGAUUUAACAAAAAUGUGAAAUCGACACAUCAUAUUGAUAUGUGCUGCUUGAAGAUUGUUUAUUAUGCAAUCUGUGAAUAGUAGGGUAAUCAUAAAAAUGUGCAGUAAAGGUCAGAAAUAUAUGUGUAUAUUUUCAGCGAGUUUAAUAGUUUCAUGACUUGUACAGUUAUGUUGUUUUUGAAAACUAAUUACCACCAAUCAUUGGGUAUCUGUAUAAGAAAAUAGAUGAUGACUUGGAAGACACCUUUCUAUUCAAAUAUGUAGUCUAAUGUGACCAAAUUUUAAAGCAAAAGUGUGCUACCUUUCUUGUGGAUAUUUGUUGUAUAUGCAGGGUAAAUAAAUUUAGAAUGAUGGGUGAAAAAAAACCUGAAAGUGAAUUAUGUACCCAAGCGAGCAAUUGUAUCUUGAUAUUUUUCAUUUAUUGCACAAUUUGUAACUAUUGUUCAUGUUUGAUGAGUCCAUUUGUCAUAUUGUACAAAAUUUGUAUGGUAAAAGAUGGGUGUAAAUACAAUUCCUGAACUGGCACAAGGUACUGUUUACAUUACACAUGUCACUAUUGUGUUUCAGAUACGUUUUGUAAAAUAGAUUUUUUUUUGUGUUGCCUGUGAAGCAUAGCAAUACUUAGGGAUCACUUUGUCCAUUGUUUGUACACUCAUUUGUCCUUCUGUUGCACCAACUUUUCAUUUUUAGCAUGAUUAUUUCUUUUUUGCGACAAUCAUUGUUUCUGAUUCUUUGAUAUUUUAUAUUGACAUUUUUUUUUACCAACUUUAUCAAAUCUUUUAUCAGAGUGGUGACACAAAUUCUUAAUACAGAUGGGUAGGUACAUGUAUAUAUGUACACAUCCUGCAAAUUCCAUUUCUUUAAAUUUUUGAUGAUAAUUUGGUGUUAAAUCUAGGAUCUAGAGAGAGCACACAUAUCAUAUGUUCAAAAGGGAACUUUUCGUCAUGGCAAGACAAUUUCUGGGCACUUUCAUUGUAUCUUGCUAUGAUACACAUGUAGUAAUAGAAUAAUCAUUUAGACUCUUUAAAAAUUAAUAUCUGCUGCCUUGAUUUUAAACUUUUCAAUCAACCUUGUGAAAUAAAGAACAAUUGUUUAUAUUAACAAUUAUUUUUUUUAAAUUCAUAGAGAAAAAAGGGCAUGGUGCAAUGAAAAAGGGCAUGACACCAGCCAAAAAGGGCAGGGUGCAGCGCCAUGCUAGUUUGCUUUAGAUUUCACACUAUACUUUGUAACCUUUUAUCUUUGCAAACCUCAAUUUUUCAACACGUUUAUACUGAUUAUGAUUUUUUUUUUUUUUUUUUUUUACCUAAUCCUUUAGUUAUUAUAAAAAAAAAUUGUCAGGCUGAUGACAUAAAUCUUAUUUGUGCUUGUUACAAUGGUGUAUUAAGGAAUGUAUAGACAGAAUUUCCCAAUGGAAACUUAAAGUCAUAAUUAAUUAGGCUGUUCUUGUUCCUGUACAGUAUGCAUUGUUAUGUAUAUGUGUUGUGUGUGGAUUUUUUAAAGAUAAUGGUGCAUAUUGUGCUAAAUGGUUUGGAAAUAUUGGUCCAAGGAACUAUCAUGCACAUAUGUAUUAACUUUUUGAAGGCAAUAUGCUAGUGUUGCUAUGUAAAAUGUGAAUUGCAUUGUUUAAAAUUAUCAAGUAUUUGAUCUCAAUGCAUUUGGUCUUCUUGUCGCCAAGGGUGAAAAUAUGCUGUUAUUUUGAUAGAACCAGGAUGACACAUUAAAAUGUAUCUUGUAGUUCCACAGAAUUUGGAAACAAAGGGUGCAAUAUUAAAUUUAAGAAAAUUAGGUACCGGUAGAUAUUGGACAUAAAUUCAUAAUGCAUAAUGAUUAACAAGAGCAAAUACAUGUAUAUUGCACAAUGCUGACAAAGCUACAGGAUCCCCCUCCCCCCCCCCCCCCCCCCCCCUUUCUCUCUCUCAUAAUUUUUAUUAUAUUCUCUAUUCACAUGGUAUAAAUAUAGUUAUGUGAAAUUAUAAAGCCAAUGUCUUCAGAUUCAUACGUGUUUUAGCUUUUGUUAUUGUUAGAGUAUUCUUGACUCAGCUUGUCAACAUUGGUCUCUUUAACUUUGGACCAUGCCAUGUUUAUUAAAAGUUGUAUAAAAGUUUGA